This is a messenger RNA of Centropristis striata (black sea bass), 2842 nucleotides long. RefSeq names its product von Willebrand factor A domain-containing protein 5A-like. Bases 143 to 2494 code for a protein of 783 amino acids. The transcript is spliced from 21 exons. Lineage: Eukaryota; Metazoa; Chordata; Actinopteri; Perciformes; Serranidae. The record is from RefSeq and is a predicted model, not a curated record.
CUUGUUGUCAGAUUGAGGCGUGAAUAUCCAGGGUCUGUACUUCCCACCCUUGUUUCUGUUUCUAGCCGAGGUGUGGGCUUCACCUGUACGAGGUAACUACCAGAACCUCCCAACAAAAAUCCUUCUCUUCAAAGGUACAAAGAUGAACUGCUGUGGUCUGCUAACUGCUCAGAAGGAACCAGUUCCUCUGAAGAGCGUGGAGGUGGAGGUGGAGGUGAGGGACCAUGUGGCUACAGUGGUCUCCACUCUGAACUAUGAGAACAAGGAGGACAAACCACUGGAGGCAGUUUUUGUCUUCCCUCUGCCUGGAGAUGCUGCUGUCUGUCAUUUCAGUGCUAAGAUUGGACAGACAGAGAUUGUAGCUGAGGUGAAGGAGAAACAGGAGGCUCGUGAGGAGUAUGAUGAUGCACUGAGCUCCGGUCGGCAGGCCUUCCUGUUGGAGGAGAGUGAUCAGAGUCCAGAUAUAUUCUCUAUGAGUGUGGGCAGUCUGCCUCCAGGAGAGAGCGCCUCCAUCAGGCUGGAGUACGUCACUGAGCUGGCUGUGCAGGCUGAUGAAGGCCUCAGGUUUUGUCUGCCUGCUGUGCUCAACCCUCGCUACCAACCUAGAGGUAGUGAAGGCAACCCUGUCCAGGUGACCUCUGUUCCAGCCUCUCUGGUGCCCUACAGUCUGUCUUUCUCUGCCAGAGUGUCCUCUGCUCGUCCAGUCUCUAAAGUAGAGUCCAGCUGUCCCCUGGACCCUCUCCAGUACCUCAACACAGAGCAAACCCAGGCCACGGUGAAGUUGUCUGCAGGACACAAGUUUGACAGAGAUGUUGAACUGCUGAUUUAUUACAAAGAUGCUCACCAGCCCACUGCUGUGGUGGAGGCAGGACAGGCCUCUGCCAAACCUGGCACUCUGAUGGGUGAUCCAGUAGUGAUGCUGAGUCUGUACCCUGAGUUCCCCCAGGCUGUGAUGUCUUCAGUCGCCUCAUGUGGAGAGUUUGUGUUCUUAUUGGAUCGAUCUGGAAGUAUGCAGGGGGAACGUAUGAAGAGUGCCAGGGAUACUCUGCUGCUCCUGUUGAAGAGUUUACCAAUGGGCUGCUAUUUCAACAUCAUCAGUUUUGGGUCCAGAUAUGAACACAUCUUUCCUAAGAGUGUGGAGUACAGCCAGCAGACCAUGGAAGAGGCUCUGAAGAAAGUUGAGGAGAUGGAGGCUAAUCUGGGAGGAACAGAGAUCCUGAGGCCCCUUGAACACAUUUACAGCCAGAGCUGCAUUCCCAAUCAACCUAGACAACUAUUUGUCUUUACUGACGGAGAGGUGGGGAACACCAAAGAAGUUAUCAAUCAGGUGAAGAAGAAUUCAGGUUCCCACAGGUGUUUCUCUUUUGGGAUUGGGGAAGGGGCCAGCUCUGCUCUCAUCAACGGGUUGGCCAAGGAAGGAGGAGGUCACGCUCAGUUCAUCACAGGGACUGACAGGAUGCAACCCAAAGUGAUGCAGUCGCUGCGAUUUGCUCUACAACCAGCUGUGGUCGACAUCUCAGUCAAGUGGGAUUUACCAGAGGGAGUCUCUGUCACUGAUCUCUCUCCACCAAUCACAGCUCUUUUCCAGGGUCAAAGGUCACUGGUUUAUGCCCAGCUCAUUGGACAGAGUUCAGAGGCAGCAGAGGGCUGUGUGACGGUGAAGUACAGCCUGGCAGGUCAACCCUCUCAGAAUCAGCUCCGCUUCAGUCUCAAACCUGCAGAGGACACUGGAUUAACAGUCCACAGGUUGGCUGCUCGGACUCUGAUUCGCUCCCUGGAGAUGGAGGAGAAGGAGCACAGAGGGGAGGGAGAUGGAGGAGUGAAGAAGAAGGUGGUGGAGCUCAGUGUCCAAUCAGGAGUGAGCAGUGCCUUCACUGCCUUCAUUGCUGUCAACAAAGGUGACGGUGAGGCGAUCCAAGGACCUCUGGUGCGCAGAAAUGUCCCAACACCCAUGUAUUCCUACCCACCCAUGAAGAUGGCCUGUAGUAUGCAACGCUGUGCCCCUACUCCUUAUUGCUCGACCCGUUGUGUUCCCUGUUCCAUGCCAUCUGGACUGAAGAAGAAGUCAAACAAGAAGAGAGGUGCACGACCACCUUCUAGUCUCAAUGCUGAACGUUGUAUUGCCUUCCCUGGGAGAAGCAGCAUUGACCCCAAGCAGCCUCCCAGAGACCCUCUGCUGCAGCUGGUCUCCCUCCAGAAGGCGUCUGGCUGCUGGGUGCUGGAUCCAGCUCUGGCUGCUGCACUGGGAAAGACCAGCGAGGAGGUGGAAAAGCCCAAACCUGCUUCGCAGGUGAAGCAGGAUGUGUGGGCCACUAUUCUGGCUCUGAUCUGGCUUCAUGGUUUCAAGAUGGAUGCUCAGGAAGAGUGGGAGCUUCUGGCUAUGAAGGCUGUGUCGUGGCUCUGUGCUCAGAAUGCAUCAUGUGUGACAGAGUGUGUGGAAGCAGGAAAUACUCUGUUGGGCUGUAAGGUGCAGAAAGACGUCCUGGGGUUCUGAGGUUUUCAUUGAAGUGGAUUCUCUUCAGGAUUGAUACAUAAAAAGAUUCAAGAUUUAAUGUAUCCUACAAGCUUUGCAUUGUCAAUAAUCAUCAUACUAUCUACUUAGUAACAAUAAAAUACCCUUCUUUUGUUUUACAUUUUCAUUUGGUGUUUCCCCUUGUCCCUAUGUUCACUGGUCUUUGAAAUGUGUACUAUUUUUGUCCUGACUUUGUAAAAGUAAAGUAAAAUCAUGCAUUUACACACAAAAUGAAUGUCUUAAUUCGGGACUUCACACUUUGUCUUUUCAUUGUGCAGUAAAUACUGUGACACCAGGUUUACAAGCACUUUAAUAAACACUGGAUUGCAA